ACUAGUAAAUUUUAUAAUGACAAACACAUCUUCGAUUCCAAUACCGAAUCGAAUGGCAAAGUAGCCAUUUUGAAGCUGUCAAAGUGAUUCUUGUCGUUUGAUUGUGUGUGCAGGAAACGCAGUUCGCAGCAUCCUGUACACAAAAUCGAAAAAAUGGCGACCGAUAGUGAGGAAUCUGACAUUGAUGAUCUUGAGACACCUGCCUUACCAAAACGACGGUGCACACAAUUUGUUAAAGUCAAUGAGACCGCCCGGGAAGAGGAUGAAAGUUCAAGUGAGGAGAAAGAAAUGUUUCAAGAUAUAGAAAACAUUACAUAUGAUGCAGACUAUCAUGCAAACGAAACGUUGUGUAGAUGGCAGACAAGUCAAGUGGCCGAUGGAUUUGUGGAUAACUUUAUUAAUCAAAUAACAGAGGACCGUACUAUCGAAGCAUCCUUUCCUUCAUUCUUGGAUGCAUGCAGAUAUCACUUGUACAAAAACAAUUUCUAUGAAGAUACUGCAGUUAUGAUGGCAACUUAUCAUCAUGGUCUGGUUCGAGCUGCAGGGGCUUGUCAUCUUUAUAGUGACAAAGCUCAAGCUUCCUGCCCGUCUAACGGUAUCGAAGGUGUUAGUACUUUUGAAAAUUCUAUAGCUACUACAUCUACAGACCCUGUGAAGCUGAACAAUUCAAGUAGCAUCGAAGCAUACAACGAUGAAUCGAUUAAAUUCUUAGAAAGAGCUGUGGCAGAAGCUAUUAAGAAAAAAGGGCUCAGUGCUCUCAGUAUUGACUAUGGUUGA
Messenger RNA from Dufourea novaeangliae, 777 nucleotides. RefSeq lists its product as uncharacterized. The record is from RefSeq and is a predicted model, not a curated record. The transcript has 3 exons. NCBI's taxonomy places the organism in Eukaryota, Metazoa, Arthropoda, Insecta, Hymenoptera, Halictidae. The coding region runs from base 154 to 777 and encodes 207 amino acids.